GGGGCAUCAGAUCAAUUUCGUUCUCUCUACAGUAGUGCUGCAUAUCCAAUGUUGUACUCGAUUAACCACAGGUUAAUGACACUCUCCUACAGUCCCAUGAAGAUUCUCAUCCCCCCAGCACGUUCCACGGAAAUAACGCCUCCAGCCUUGACAGACGUCAUGCCUAGCGCGCAACAGUCACGUCCCAAGCUUAUGGCGCGGGCAUCCCCCCCUAAGCUGGGAGAUCUAACUAGUAGAAAUGAGGGGAAGUACGAGAUCGACUUCCAAUAGCGUUGGCAUCGCGAUGAGGGAUUAUGCUGUGACGUCUUCUAGCAUAUGGGGUAUACGGAGCCGAGAGCAUGAGACGAGGCAUGCUUAAGCAGUCAUGGUCCGCUGAAUAGGCUGAUUCUGUGCAUCUGCUAGCACUUUUCUCACGCUGGUACUGGUGUUGAGGCUCAACAGGCUUUGGAUUAGGCUGUUCUUCUUCUUCGUUUAGUGUUGCUUCGACGCUUGUUCAUUAUGACUACUCAAGGACCUAUGGCCCCAGGGCCGUCGAUUACACGGGAUUGGGCAGAUGACCGUUCGGACAACCGUUUGAACAGUAUCACGUCUGGUACAAGCGCUACGCCUCUGACCCAAGCGCAAACACAGCAUUCGGCGCAUUCUACCAACUCUGAACUCUCGCCCCACCGAACGUCGUCGAGCGCUCAACGGAAGCGAUCCAUACUCGGCUUGCAUCCUCAAGCACCUAUCGACGAAGAGCAUGAUCAUGGUGCGGCGUCGGAGUUGCUUUGGUCGCGUAUAAGGACGGUGAUGAGGGAGCCGUUUGCGGAGUUCUGGGGGACUGCUAUAAUGGUUAUGUUUGGUGAUGGAGCGGUUGCGCAGGUGUUGCUUUCGACUGGACAGACGACUGCUCCGGGUGGUAACGGGUUCGGACAGUAUCAGUCGAUCAACUGGGGCUGGGGCCUGGGCGUCAUGCUUGGUCUGUACGUAGCGGGCGACUCUGGUGCAUACCUAAACCCAGCCAUUACUCUCAGCAAUUGCAUCUUCCGUCAGCUACCCUGGCGGCGGUUCCCAAUGUACUUCGCUGCACAAAUGCUUGGUGGGUUCGUUGGGUCUGGGAUCGUGUACGCGAACUACAUCAGCUCCAUCGACUGGUUCGAGGGCGGGAAGAUGCGAACAGUGCCUCCGGCUGAGAAGGCUACUGCGAACAUAUUCUGCACUUACCCACAGCCAUUCCUUACCAAGACCAGCCAGUUCUUCUCGGAGUUCAUCGCAAGUACAUUGUUGAUGUUCGUCAUCUUUGCGCUGAAGGAUCCGAGCAAUAAUGGUGUUCCCAAGUCCGACAAAUGGUUCCCUCUUUGCCUGUUCUUCCUUAUAUUCGGCUUGGGCUCUUGCUUCGGCUGGCAAACUGGCUAUGCGAUCAAUAUCGCUCGUGACUUUAGCCCAAGGUUGAUGUCGUACGCUGUUGGGUAUGGCCAUGAGGUGUGGUCCGCUGGCGGCUACUACUUCUGGGUAUGUGUUUUUAUAUCACUCAUAGCUCUUGCUGACCAUGUCUAGAUUCCGAUGGUAGCACCAUUCCUUGGCUGCGCGUUUGGAGGCUUCCUCUACGACAUCUUCAUCUACACGGGUUCCAGUCCUAUCAACUCGCCAUGGCUCGGCUUGAAGCAGCUCACUCCAGGUAACGCGAUGCGAGCAAGGAGAGAGCACAUAAGGAGAGAGAAAGAAGAAGGGAUUGUGUAAUACUUUUUUCUUUGUAUCUGACCAUGAGGCGUGACAAGGUAGAUAUUCAAUGAACAGAAAUGCAGGCUCUGCAAGCAGCCAACCUCUCUUUGUCGAGGUACUCUUUAUCCGUAUAGUAUAAGGGCAGGUAGUUAGGUUCGAUAGGAAUGACAUUCCAUCUGUUUAACAAGAAUGUGGACGCUUUCGACUACU
Messenger RNA from Alternaria rosae, 1914 nucleotides. Its product is annotated as aquaporin-like protein. Lineage: Eukaryota; Fungi; Ascomycota; Dothideomycetes; Pleosporales; Pleosporaceae. The transcript has 3 exons. Bases 499 to 1539 code for a protein of 346 amino acids. The record is from RefSeq and is a predicted model, not a curated record. Gene Ontology annotation, cellular component: plasma membrane. Gene Ontology annotation, molecular function: water channel activity; glycerol channel activity. Gene Ontology annotation, biological process: water transport; glycerol transmembrane transport.